GAGAGACAUGUGAGCUGUGAAAGUUUAAAGCCGAGCGAGCAUGAUUGUUCCGCUCCCGAUGGUCUCGGAGCAAUACUAAGCUCGUCUAUGACGAGUUCAAGGCUGUGUAACGAAAAGAUGUUCCGGAACGGCCUAUGUUUCAGGCUCGUCGGAAACUGCAAUAUCUGAUUUGAGGCUAUCGUAGCUUCAGCUGAUGUAUUUGUAUGGGUUUUCUACUCUGUUCAGCUCAUGCUGAGCUCUUGUUCAGUCUCAGACCCCGAGGUGGGGAGCUGUCGAAGCUUGCUUGUGCUCAUGCUUUGCAUCCGAUAUUGAUGCAUAGGUAUCUCCAAGAAUUAUAGCCCCUGUUCCCCACGUGCCUCGCUUCACCAUUCAGUCGCAAUUAUCCAGCAGCUACUUCCUUCCCUCGGCAGAUCCCCUUCUCAUCUCACUUAAGGAAGGUAGGGAAGGUCCCCCAAAGUAACCAAUGGCAGAUCACGACGUCACUCAGCGCAACUUGGCCCCUGAGCCCCUCCAUUGAAUCCCAUGACCCCGCUAUAACCCGCACGACGGGAGAAGCCAAGUUAAGUUCCUCAACAAACAUCCCAACAGCUCUUCUCUUUCUUACCUUCUUCUCCAAACUUGAUUCCUCCAAUAACUCCAACAACUUUCUCACUUCUUUGCCCAUCAUGUCUGAAUCUUUCCAGAAGGCCGUCGAGGACUCCAAGAAGCUUACCUCUAAGCCCAACACCGACGAUCUUCUCAGGCUCUACGGACUCUACAAGGUCGCCAACGGUGAGGACUUCUCCGCUGCUACCGCCCCCGGCAUGUUCGACCUCAAGGGCAAGGCCAAGUACAACGCCUGGAAGAAGGCUGCUGAGGAGGAAAAGCUCACCCCCGAGGCCGCUCAGGCCAAGUACGUUGAGCUGGUUGAGGAGCUCAAGGAGAAAUGCGGCUACGAUGCCAACAAGGUUCCCGAGGCCGUUGGUAACUAAGCUUCCAAAUCACCACUUCGAAUAGACAAGCCUCCACGACGGAACAAGUCAAGAGCAGGAAUAUCUAAACGCAUAUGAAACCAUACAAUGUUGGAAUCAGAUCAGAUGGGAGAAGCCCUUUUGUGGUUCCCUUUUACGCUGCCUAUAGCACGCAUCGUAUUUAGCUGCCGAGAUAAAUCAUACCCUUUCGUUUUGCGUCAUUGAUGCCGUCCAGACUUCCAAAGCAGAGUACUCGUAUCGUACCAGGAGCAUGACCUUUAUGUGUUAUGUGUUCCUUGGUGGGCAACAUGUCAUGGGAUUUCGCUCCCGGUCACAUGUGACAUCACUCACAGCUGACGGUGAUUCCCAAACUUGGUGGUGCAGUAUCACGUAAUACUCCUCAACUCAUGACAUUGUGGUGUAGCAGGCACUUGAGUUUUGUAGGAGAAUGUACAACUUCGUUGCCUGUAGUCCCAAUUUGGCCUUGGACUUGCGCCUCAAAUGUCAUUACAUAAGGCGUCGGAGUAUC
Fusarium odoratissimum NRRL 54006 is the source of this 1479-nucleotide messenger RNA. RefSeq names its product diazepam-binding inhibitor (GABA receptor modulator, acyl-CoA-binding protein). Gene Ontology annotation, biological process: fatty acid metabolic process. The coding region runs from base 666 to 971 and encodes 101 amino acids. Gene Ontology annotation, molecular function: long-chain fatty acyl-CoA binding. The record is from RefSeq and is a predicted model, not a curated record. The transcript has 4 exons. NCBI's taxonomy places the organism in Eukaryota, Fungi, Ascomycota, Sordariomycetes, Hypocreales, Nectriaceae.